This is a messenger RNA of Penicillium oxalicum, 477 nucleotides long. RefSeq lists its product as uncharacterized. The transcript is spliced from 3 exons. The record is from RefSeq and is a predicted model, not a curated record. Bases 1 to 477 code for a protein of 158 amino acids. NCBI's taxonomy places the organism in Eukaryota, Fungi, Ascomycota, Eurotiomycetes, Eurotiales, Aspergillaceae.
AUGGGAGUCCCCGGCCCGAAGCCUAUCCUGCGGCUAACGAAUGAAGUCGUCGAGCGACCUUUCAAGCACCCGCGAGCCCCUGGCCACAGAUCGGACGGUGAAACCUUUGACCGAGUCCAGUCCAAGUCCCGUGACGAGGCAGGAGAGGAGCCCCAAAGUAGGGUUGGGAGGUGUUCGGCGACUCCAUCCGUCCUCAAGGACAUGGAGCCCAUGCUGGUGACCGCGGCUCUUGCAAGUAUGGUAAUACCGGGGGAGGUCAAGGAACAAGGCCACAUUGCAUGGAAGCUGCAGGCCUCGAGCUAUCGAGGCAGCCCGAGUCGAGCACUGCCAUGGGAGGCCUCGGCCGGUGUGAAUGGUUGCACGCCAUUUGAUCCGCAGAGAGGUUCACACCUCAAUUCCAGUGGGAUAGAGUGUCGUGGGCGUUCCAACAGUAUUUCUCCUAUCAGCAGCGGUCACAGUCGUCAGGGCCCGAAGUGA